This is a messenger RNA of Ylistrum balloti, 1917 nucleotides long. RefSeq names its product polypeptide N-acetylgalactosaminyltransferase 5-like. The transcript is spliced from 11 exons. Lineage: Eukaryota; Metazoa; Mollusca; Bivalvia; Pectinida; Pectinidae. Gene Ontology annotation, cellular component: Golgi apparatus. The record is from RefSeq and is a predicted model, not a curated record. The coding region runs from base 1 to 1917 and encodes 638 amino acids.
AUGCCACGAAUACAUUUAAAGAGAUGUGUAAUCAAAUUAGUUUUGGUGUUUUCCUUUGUUUGUUUUUUCUGGACGUUUGUUUACCGUGACGAACUCGCCAAAAUUGAAAACAAUGAUGAUUUUCAAGUGGAAAAGGAACAAUUAAUCAAACGCAAUGAAGAUCAAUUAGAAAGUGGUCUGACACAGCGGCAACGUUUAUCUUUAGGCUUGGAAAACAAGAAACAUUUUAAAACAAUUGUUAAAAAAACAGGAAAAGUAAUUCCAGAUGGAAAAGCUGACGUUAAAGUGCAGGAUCAUAUGAAUUCUAAAGGGCAUUUUAACAUUAAUGACGGGAAAGGUAACAAAGACAGAGUUAAUAUUAAAAAUGUGUCCUCUGGACCUGGUGAGUUAGGUGAGGCUGUACACAUUGACGUCAAGUCACUGACCCCCGAGGAGAAGAAAAAGUACGACAAAGGAUGGAAAAACAAUGCCUUCAAUGAAUAUGUCAGUGAUAUGAUUUCAUUAGACAGGUCCUUGGAGGAUACACGAGAUCCAGAAUGUAAAACUAUGGAGUACAGUAAUAUGUUACCAGAUGCGAGUGUUAUCAUAACAUUUCAUAACGAGGCUUGGUCCGUUUUACUAAGGAGUGUCCAUAGCAUUAUAAACCGUACCCCACCGACUUUAUUAAAAGAGAUAAUUCUUGUGGACGAUUAUUCGGAUAUGGCUCAUUUAAGAGAACCUCUGGAAGAAUAUAUGCGUCGAUAUGAUAAAGUGAAAAUAUUGAGAGCAAGAAAAAGGGAGGGACUGAUUCGAUCAAGACUCCUCGGAUACAAUACUGCCUCUGGAACGGUUCUGAUAUAUCUUGAUUCUCAUAUUGAAUGCUUGGAAGGUUGGAUCGAGCCACUGCUAGAUCCCAUCGCCCGUGACAAGACGACCUCAGUCACACCUAUAAUCGAAAGUAUUGAUUUCACAACAUUCCGCUUCAAAAUUAGUAGAGCAAAAGACGUACAGGUCGGAGGAUUUGACUGGUCACUCGUGUUUAACUGGCAUAAAAUACCAGAUUCUGAAAGGGCACGUCGAAAUUUUAAACACUAUUUACCAGCAAGGUCUCCAACCAUGGCUGGAGGACUCUUCGCAAUCAGUCGAGAGUACUUUACGUACCUAGGUACCUACGACGAGGGAAUGAAUAUUUGGGGAGCUGAAAAUCUAGAAAUAUCGUUUCGGAUAUGGAUGUGUGGAGGAACGCUUCUGACAGCCCCUUGCUCACGUGUAGGCCACGUAUUCCGGGAAACGUCUCCGUAUACUUGGCCAGGCAAAAACAUCCUGUUACACAAUAACCUUCGAUUGGCAGAGGUGUGGCUCGAUGACUUCAAGUCCUAUUACUAUGGGCGUGUCUCUCAAAGUAAGGUAAAGGAAACAGAUUAUGGAGAUAUAUCAGCGAGGGUAGCUUUACGCAAACGUCUCCAAUGCAAAAGCUUUAGGUGGUUUCUGAGUAAUGUGUUUCCUGAAUUAUACAUUCCAGGGAAUUCUGUAGCAUCUGGAGAGAUACGCAACAAAGCAAAACCAGUGUGUUUGGAUGGGAAGGACAGAGCUGCAGCUAAUAAUAUUUUAAGAUCAUAUCCCUGUCAUCAACAGGGCGGAAACCAGUUCUGGCUCCACAUGAAGGACGGUGCUUUCAGACGAGAUAUUCUGUGCUUCGACUAUUUCAUUCAAAAUAACGAAUUAAGAAAUAAAGAAAUACAAUUAUUUGCAUGCCAUGGACAGCGUGGAAACCAGGAGUGGGAAUACAGAGAGGACAACACCAUAUUCCAUGUCAAUACCAAAAAGUGCAUCACGCUGGCUUUUGAUGGUCGAUCUGUUUUUAUGGAGGAAUGUCGAGGUACGGACAGUCAGUUGUGGAUAAUGGAGAAAAAACCAGUUAGAGGGCCGACUAUUUAG